Pteropus alecto (black flying fox) is the source of this 1330-nucleotide messenger RNA. It is a transcript of the gene AKR1A1, whose product is annotated as aldo-keto reductase family 1 member A1. Gene Ontology annotation, biological process: aldehyde catabolic process. The coding region runs from base 258 to 1235 and encodes 325 amino acids. Gene Ontology annotation, cellular component: cytosol. The transcript is spliced from 10 exons. Gene Ontology annotation, molecular function: aldose reductase (NADPH) activity. The record is from RefSeq and is a predicted model, not a curated record. NCBI's taxonomy places the organism in Eukaryota, Metazoa, Chordata, Mammalia, Chiroptera, Pteropodidae.
AUCCGCUGCGCAUGCUUUACUCGGCCCGCGGGUUCUCCAAAUUCUCGCGGUCAGGUGUAUCUAAGCCCCGGGCAAUCCUACCACCAGCACUCAGAGGAAGAGAUAGCGCAGGAUCCCAUCUCUAGCUUCCACCCCCAAGUUCCGUCCCAGAGCCCACUAGUCCCGGAAGCUGAGGCUCAUUGGAUCGUCAGCACAGCGCAAAACCGAUCUGAGAUCACACAGUCCUGUUCACGCCUUGUGCUCCUGAGGAGGGGGCAAUGGCAGCUUCCUGUGUCCUUCUGUACACUGGGCAGAAGAUGCCCCUGAUUGGACUGGGCACCUGGAAGAGUCAACCUGGCCAGGUAAAAGCAGCUGUUAAGUAUGCCCUGAGUGUAGGCUACCGCCACAUUGACUGUGCUGCUAUCUACGGCAAUGAGACUGAGAUUGGGGAGGCCCUGAAGGAGAACGUGGGACCUGGCAAGGCAGUAUCUCGGGAGGACCUAUUUGUGACUUCCAAGCUGUGGAACACUAAGCACCACCCUGAGGAUGUGGAGCCUGCUCUUCGGAAGACACUGGCUGAACUCCAGCUGGAGUAUUUGGACCUGUACCUGAUGCACUGGCCUUAUGCUUUUGAGCGAGGAGACAACCCUUUUCCUAAGAAUGCCGAUGGGACUAUACGCUAUGACUCCAUCCACUACAAGGAGACCUGGAAGGCUCUGGAGGCACUGGUAGCUAAGGGGCUGGUGCGGGCACUGGGCCUGUCCAACUUUAGCAGUCGGCAGAUUGAUGAUGUGCUCAGUGUGGCCUCUGUGCGCCCAGCUGUCCUGCAGGUGGAAUGCCACCCAUACCUGGCUCAGAAUGAGCUGAUUGCCCACUGCCAAGCACGUGGCCUGGAGGUGACUGCUUAUAGCCCUCUGGGCUCUUCUGAUCGUGCAUGGCGUGAUCCUGAUGAGCCUGUUCUCCUUGAGGAGCCAGCGGUCCUGGCCCUGGCUGAAAAGUAUGGCCGGUCUCCAGCCCAGAUCUUGCUCAGGUGGCAAGUCCAGCGGAAAGUGAUCUGCAUCCCCAAGAGUGUCACACCUUCACGUAUCCUUCAGAACAUUCAGGUUUUUGACUUCACAUUUAGCCCAGAAGAGAUGAAGCAGCUAGAUGCUCUGAAUAAAAAUUGGAGAUACAUUGUGCCUAUGCUUACGGUGGAUGGGAAGAAGGUCCCGAGAGAUGCAGAGCACCCUCUGUAUCCCUUUAAUGACCCAUACUGAAACCACAGCUUCCUGGUUUCCUUAUCAACUCCCUAGCUAUGAGGUCCUGCCAUCCCCAUAAAGAGGGAGUUAAUAAAUCCAUUGGCACAUCGACA